GCACCUGAAUAAUCUCGAGUGAUUGUAAGUGUGAUGAUCAUCUGCUAAAUGAGCAACAACGACCACAAUUCACUCCUUCAGUCAGUGAAGCUCCCACAGCCGUUCAUGAGAGUUUAAAUGCUGGGGAAUAUUCCCAUCUUCCCACAGGAGAAGAAGAAGCAAGCAGGAGGAAUUACUCCAGGAGAAACUACGGACAUACUAUUGUAAAGAUGGAGAUUAAGGAAGAACCCUGCAGAAUAAAAGAUGAAGAUACAGAGGAACAAAUAGAUGGAAAUGCAGUCGUUUCAAAGACUGGAGAGAAUUUUACACAAACACAAGCUGGAAAAUCUGGAGUCAAAAGAUCUUUAACCUGUUCUGAGUGUGGAAAGAGUUUUGUAUGUAAAUCAACCCUGAACAAACACAUGAUGAUUCACACCGGAGAAAAGCCUUUUACAUGCACUCAGUGUGAAAAGAGUUACAGACAUAAAGGACACCUAAAUUAUCACAUGAGAAUUCACACUGGAGAAAAACCGUUCACAUGCUCUCAGUGUGGAAAGAGUUUCAGUCGUAAAAGUAAUCUCAACAUUCAUUUGCAUUGUCACUCUGGAGUGAGAUCAUUCAGCUGUGAUCAGUGUGAUAAAACAUUUGUUUUUGAAUCAAGCUUAAGAAAACACAUUAAAGUUCAUGCUGGUGUGAAGCCUCACGUUUGUUCUUUUUGUGGAAAGAGUUUUUCACAACUGGAACAUUUAAAAGAGCAUGAGCGUAUUCAUACUGGUGUGAGACCUUAUAUGUGCUCUGACUGUGGGAAGACCUUCACUUCAUCCAGCCACUUAAAAACACACCAGAGAGUUCAUACUGGAGAGAAACCGUACAACUGUGAUCAGUGUGAUAAAACAUUUGUUUAUGAAUCAGGCUUAAGAGAACACCUUAAAGUUCAUGCUGCUGUGAAGCCUCACUUUUGUUCGUUUUGUGGAAAGAGUUUUUCACAACUUGGAUCUUUAAAAGAGCAUGAGCGUAUUCAUACUGGUGUGAAACCUUAUGUGUGCUCUGACUGUGGAAAGACCUUCACUUCAUCCAGCAACUUAAAAUCACACCAGAGAGUUCACACUGGAGAGAAACCGUACAAGUGUUCACACUGUGGAAAGAGUUUCUCUCAUUCAGGAAACCUGAAAGAUCAUGAGAGAGUUCAUACUGGAGAGAAACCGCACCAGUGCUCUACAUGUGGGAAGAGUUUCAGUCAUUUAUCUACUCUACAGAAACAUAAGAAAAUGCAUUGCCUGAAGGUGUCUAAGUGAGCAAAGUUCACUUCCAUAAUUGGUAAAUAAGCAAAA
This is a messenger RNA of Rhinichthys klamathensis goyatoka, 1310 nucleotides long. Its product is annotated as gastrula zinc finger protein XlCGF7.1-like. Gene Ontology annotation, cellular component: nucleus. Gene Ontology annotation, molecular function: DNA-binding transcription factor activity, RNA polymerase II-specific; RNA polymerase II cis-regulatory region sequence-specific DNA binding. The record is from RefSeq and is a predicted model, not a curated record. Bases 210 to 1274 code for a protein of 354 amino acids. Gene Ontology annotation, biological process: regulation of transcription by RNA polymerase II. NCBI's taxonomy places the organism in Eukaryota, Metazoa, Chordata, Actinopteri, Cypriniformes, Leuciscidae. The transcript has 3 exons.